Linum tenue is the source of this 487-nucleotide messenger RNA. Lineage: Eukaryota; Viridiplantae; Streptophyta; Magnoliopsida; Malpighiales; Linaceae. The record is from the annotation of a GenBank genome assembly.
CCCUUUCCUCAUUCUCCGUCUCUCUUUUCUGUUCCAACAAAUGACGGAGAUCGACGGCGGCAAAGCCAAACCGCCGCUGCUCCUCCAUCCUCCGCUCCCUUCUUCCUCUGUCUCCUUUGUUUCGAUCUGCCAUCUCCCUCUCUCUUCCUUUGUGGUAACGACGAGAAGGAGAGAAGAAACGAAGACGGCGAAGGCGAUGGCAGGGGCUCUGAAUCAGUGGUGAUCUCUUAGGCAAAAGGUAAUAUUUUUAUGGUUUAGGGUCUGAUCGGUGAGGGAAAGUAGAUAGAGGUCGCCGGCGAUGGAGAUGAAGUCGCUUCUGCCGGCGACGAGAAAGGAGCAAAGUUCCGACGAGAGGUUUCAGGAAGAAGAGGGUCGCCGCCGGCAGCUCUGUGUUGUGCCGACGACGACUGUCACGGCAGAGAGGUUGAUUGAAUGCUUGAACUUUGAGAUGGAUUGGGCUGUGAUGGGCUUGUUACUUGAAGCUUGG